CUUCUGCCCCAAAACAAUGUAUUUUGCAAGAAUCCUUCACUUGUGGUGAGCCAUAUUACAAGAAAACUGCAAAGUGGCGUGAGAUCACUAAAGCGGUGGCCUACCACAUCGCAAAAGACAUGGUCCCGGUCGCAACGGUGGCCCAGGAUGGUUUCAAAAAGUUCCUUCGAACAAUGGACCCAAGGUACAAUUUGCCAAAUCGAAAUUUCUCUGAAGAAGUGCUGCCAGAGAUGUACACCACUCUCUGGCAAAAGCUGACAGCCCGGCUCGCAACAGUAAAAGAUUUUGCGGUCACUACCGAUAUGUGGUCGAGUAGGACCUGCGAGCCGUAUAUGUCAUUGACAGUUCAUUUUAUCGAGGACUGGAGAAUGGAGUCGGUGUGCCUCCAAACCAGCUACUUUCCUCAAGAUCACACCGGAGAGCACAUCGCUGAAGCCCUGCAGGAUGCCCUCUCAAGCUGGAAGCUGGAGGAAAAGGGGCUGGUGGCCAUAACCACCGACAACGGGAGCAACGUUGUUAAAGCGGCCCACCUGCUAAAAUGGCUGAGGAUGCAAUGCUUUGGUCACCGACUUAAUUUGGCCAUAGGACAUGGCAUGGAUGAUCACUGCAUCACAAGGUGCAUUGCGCUGUGCAAGAAAAUAGUCAGCAGCUUUUCCUAUAGCUGGAAACGGAGGAGAGAAUUGGCUGAGGUGCAUAUUCAGCUGGGUCUACCGACUCACCAGCUCAUCACAGAGUCAGCCACACAUUGGGGAUCGAGACAGCAGAUGAUCAGCAGGGUCCUGGAGCAAAAGGCAGCCCUCUCCAAAGUCCUGUUUGCUGACAAGAAGUCGAGACAUCAUGUCCUUAACUGGCAGGACGUAGAGGUCCUGCAGGCAGUCCAGAAAGUCCUGAAGCCCCUUCAUGACUUCACAGACGCUCUCUCCGGUGAAGAGUAUGUCACCCUCUCCUACGUCAGGCCUGUGCUACACCUCUUCAAUUCAAGUCUCCUAAUACGGGAAGAGGAUGAUAGUGAGCUGUGUAGGUCGAUCAAGACCAGAAUCUUGGAUUACCUUAAUGCCAAGUAUGCUGACCCAGACGCAAGUGACCUUCUGGAUAUGGCGUCACUUGCGGAUCUACGUUUCAGGGUUAAAUACAUCCCAGGUGAAAGAGUUGAGGCACUGAAACACAGAGCUGUGUUGGAGGUGGAGGCCUUGCAGGCUGAUUUGGGCAGCGGUAAGCCGGACCCGGCUGGGCCUGUGCCAGAGGAACCAGGAAUGCCACCACCAUCCACAAAGAAGAAGUCACUGGCCAGCUUCUUCAAGCAGAGCACAGCCACUAACACCAGGCUGACACAGAGGGAGGCGAUUGAAAGUGAGCUUACAAGCUACUUACAGUCAGCUAUCAUCGACCACGACACAGAUCCUCUCCAAUGGUGGAAGAUGCAUGCCGAUAUUUUUCCAGCACUGAGCCUCCUGGCAAAAAAGUACCUUUGCGCACCAGCAACCAGUUCCCCUUCUGAAAGGGUUUUCAGUUGCAGCGGCAACAUUGUCAACUGUCACAGGGCAUCCCUGAAGCCUGAGGCAGUUGAUGGACUCGUUUUUCUUGCACAAAACCUGUAAAAUACAGGAGCACUGCAUAUGAGAAAAGGUAUUUAGCCUGUUCUGUUGGUAAUUUUGUUCUGUUGUUUACAUUCUUGUUCUUUGCACAGCUGUAGGAGAUGAAAAAUCUUAACUCUUUUAAUUUAAUUUAAACUAUUUAAUAUAUUUGUUAUUUCACACAAUGUUAGAUGUUGGCACCACAUCAUUUGUCAGAGAGAUUUUAAGAUUUUAUUAAUUUUGUUAAGAAGCUGA
Molecule: messenger RNA, 1829 nt
Organism: Gadus macrocephalus (Pacific cod)
Lineage: Eukaryota; Metazoa; Chordata; Actinopteri; Gadiformes; Gadidae
Product: E3 SUMO-protein ligase ZBED1-like
Exons: 2
Coding region: 120-1598 (492 amino acids)
Molecular function (GO): protein dimerization activity
Source: RefSeq, a predicted model, not a curated record